Molecule: messenger RNA, 3319 nt
Organism: Dicentrarchus labrax (European seabass)
Lineage: Eukaryota; Metazoa; Chordata; Actinopteri; Moronidae
Gene: acer3
Product: alkaline ceramidase 3
Exons: 11
Coding region: 60-863 (267 amino acids)
Biological process (GO): phytosphingosine biosynthetic process; ceramide metabolic process
Cellular component (GO): endoplasmic reticulum membrane
Source: RefSeq, a predicted model, not a curated record
CGUGCUGUGAUGGGACUACAGAUCCGUUAGUACCGUCCACAGCCUCCUCCUCUUCCAUCAUGGCUCCCUCGUUGGACAGGCAAGGAUACUGGGGGCGGCCGACCUCAACGCUGGACUGGUGUGAAGAAAACUAUGUCAUCUCUUUUUACAUCGCGGAAUUUUGGAACACUGUCAGCAACCUGAUUAUGAUUCUUCCUCCUCUUUGUGGGGCUAUCCAGACGUUCCGUGAUGGCCUUGAAUUUCGCUACGUCUGCUCUUUUCUCGGAUUGGCAGCUGUUGGUGUUGGUUCCUGGUGCUUCCACAUGACGCUGCUAUAUGAGAUGCAGUUACUGGACGAGUUGCCAAUGAUUUACAGCACAUGCGUAUUUGUCUACUGUCUAUAUGAAUGCUUCAAACAAGAGCAUGGCAUCAGCUUAUUUCCUAUUGCACUAUUAUUAAUCUUCAGUGUCUCAGUCACUGUGGUGUACCUACAGUGGAAGGAGCCAGUCUUUCACCAGGUCAUGUAUGGUGCUCUAGUUGCCUGCCUAGUGAUGCGAUCCAUCUUCAUUGUUACGUGGGUGUACCCAUGGCUCAGACCGCUGUGUUACACCUCCUUAGGAAUCUUUAUGUUAGGGUUCCUGCUGUGGAACAUCGACAAUAUCUUCUGUGACACACUAAGAUCCAGCAGACAAACACUUCCCCCUGGUGUUGGAGUAGUUACACAGUUUCAUGCCUGGUGGCACAUCUUCACAGGCCUUGGAUCCUACCUGCACAUACUUCUCAGCCUGCAGAUCAGGUCAACCUACCUCAAGUACAGACCAAAAGUAAAGUUUCUUUGUGGAGUUUGGCCCACAUUGCACAUUGAACCACAGAAGACGAGCUGAAAAAGGAUGGUGACUGUCAUAUCAAGACACCAUCGGCACAGGGACCUGCCAAUGCCCACUGCUGGGUACUCAGCCCACAGCUAGGGGACAGGUGGACCCCAAGGCACCACCCCAGGGACCCUUCGGUUCUGCUCUGUGGGGAUUUACUAAGUACAGUAUAGCACUGAGUCCAGUUUUAAGAAAUGGAAGAUGUUUUCAUUAAUCAUAAUUUAUUAGACUAGCUUUUCUGUAAUUUCAUUGAAGUGUAAUAAUUUUAUUUGCUCAUUCAUUCUCAAUGCAAAUAUGAUGUGUAGUCCACCGCAGUGGCAAAUGUUAUGGGGUUAUGGAUGUUAUCUUAAUUCGGGUUUGGGAAAAGGGAGAACUGUCAUUGAUUCAGAAUUCACAUUACCACACUAUCACCCCCUAAGCCUAAAGACAUUUACAUAGAUCCCCAAACUUAAGUAUAACCAAGAUUUUUGCUUACAUGUAGUUUUUACAAGUAGCUGAGGGAUCUCUACUUAAAACACAGUGUUGUCAUAUCCCUUUUCAAGGAGUUUUGUAUUGUUUUUGGAUGUGCUCACUACACAUGGAAUAGUAACUGCCAGCUAGAAAAUUAAAGUGAUACUGUGUUAGCAUAGCUUAAAAAUCCUCCUUUAUUUGCGUUGCCACAGGCUUCAUUUUUACCAGAAAUGUUCCUAUCAGAACAUGCCAAGACUGGAAUUAUUAAUUUCUUGUUUUUAUUGCCAAAGUUGUUGGGUUGGGAUUUCAAACUGUCGUGUGAUGUGUGACAUGUUUUACCUCGUUCUAAUCCAGCAAGAGAUGCAAUGCUUGUAGUUAUGUUAUACAACCUCAUUACACUGAAUUUUCAUUUUGUGUAGGACAGGGUUAAAGAUCUUCAUCUCAAGUUUCUGUGGACAGAGAAACGCUUUAAAGUGACACUGCAUACAAACUUUGCUCCGUGAAGGACUAGAAUUUUACAGCCAGCUCCCCAAGGCCACAGGGUUUGUUAUGUUAAGAAACCCUUUUGUUGGGAUUUGUUUGGUCUGAUCAAGCACAAAAAAUGCAAACAUGCAGAAACAUCACUGGAAAUGCAUCAACUCAACCUGCCCGUAGUCUCUCUCAAGCCAUUAUCAGUGAGAAGAUCAAUGUGUAUAAUACAGCUAGUUUUGAGGGCAUUUCGAGUUAAAAUGCUGAUAGUUGAAACCCAGCGAAUGAAGCCAGUUAACAAAGACAACCUGUUUAAGAGGAACAUUUCCUAUUAGUAAUUGUCAACAUUCAGUCAAAGGACCAAGAGAAUGAAUGGAACAUGUCUGAAUCAUUGCAUCUUCAUAAGCUGCAGGGAACAGGGUACUACUAAAUACCUGUUGUCACCCCAUUCCUUAUUAGAAAAAUACUUGUUUUAGUUCAGACAUAACUUUAUAUACAGGUUAAGACUUGAAUAUAUCCAACAAUACUACAACCUUUUUUUUUUUUAUCACACUCUUAUUUAUUAGUCCUUUUGUUAUUUCAAUUAUCUGCUCCAUGGCAUCUUGGUGAAGAGUCAAAUGGCACAUACACCUUGUAGGGCGAUAUCAUUGUGAAACAGUCCAUGAUACAACCACUAGGUGGCAUAACUUUCCAGAUUAUUUCAGAGCAUGCCGUUGUGCAUUGAAGAACGACUACCUACCUACUGUAGAACUUUUAGGAUCUUUGCCUCAGUUUUCAUGUACUGGAUCUGUGGUGUGAAAUGAAGGGCUUUUCAUUUACAAUGUUUGUUUUGCUACUGUGAAAAUGUGAAUAUGUAAUGGUAACAACAGAACCUGGAGCUUAAAGUAAUUGUGGUAAAUUAGAAAAUGCACAACAUUAUUGUUGUAUGCUGAUAUAUGUAUUUGUGUGGCCUCCUAAACUGCAGACAACACAUACUGCAUUCAUAUUUCAUUAUGCCCACAUGCUGUGUCACUAACUCUCAUGUGCUUAACAAUUUCGUGAUCACAGUGUUACAAACUGUUAUAAGCACAAUGUAUGACAGAUAAGUAUUAACAUUACUCAUAUGUCUGUGUGGAAUCUUCAAUAUAUGUCAUUAUCUUGAAAUCACUGCUCAUUAGUAGAGGUGAGCAGUUGUCAAAGAGGGUGCCUUAUUGUUAUCCUUGCAGUGUAACCUAAGUUGCCUUGAUGUUCGUGAUUAACCAUUCAAAUCGUUCCUUGUGUUAUGCAGUGUGCCCGUCCCCUGAUAAUAAGCAGCUAAGGCAUCAGGAGGAGAAACAAUAACAGCUUCUAAUGCAAAGUAUGUGCCUGAUUCUUUGGCCUUCCAUUCAUUUCAAGUCCAACAUCUUAGUUACAGGUUGUUCUAUGAUGUUAACUGUAAGUGAUAAUACUUGAGACCAGAAGAGCAAACUCUGCCAAUGUGUUUGGUAAACUUUGGUCAUGUGUCAGUCAUUAAUGAUGUCCUGUAUUGUCAAAUAAAAGAAAAUGUGUCGGACAAUUUGUCUGCAGAAGAA